Durio zibethinus is the source of this 3003-nucleotide messenger RNA. Lineage: Eukaryota; Viridiplantae; Streptophyta; Magnoliopsida; Malvales; Malvaceae. The record is from RefSeq and is a predicted model, not a curated record.
AUGGAGAAAAGGUGGCGUAAACUUGAUGAUGAAGCCGCAGCUGCUACGAAACUCACUGUAAUCUGUCACUCUCUCUCUGUCUCAUUUCAUCGCACGCUUUUUCCUCCGCCUUCUGUUAUUCCUUUGCUUUCUGUUACACUCCGAUUCUCUUUGAUUCUCUCUUCCCCCACACGGGCACGCAUACUCAGGCGCCCUUAUUCACACCAACUACACGCGUCAUAUAUCAAAAGGGACGUUUUCAAUUUGCCGCGAACAAGAGAAAUCCUUCUGUCUACUACGCGCCCAACAAAAACGCGCAUCGAUACUCUACCUUACCUGCGUCGCUUUUUCAUGUCUUUUUUUUUCAUGAAAGCCUGUUUUCAUGUACAAAAACUGAUAUCCAGAUCGUAUUUUUUUUAUUAUGAUGUUAAGAGAGGAAGUUGGGACAUGGGUAAGUGUGGGUACUGUUUGGAAUGGCAGGAGAUGAUGUACUUGAAAAGGGAAGGGGGACAGUGCUCCGACGGCGACGCAAUGAGGCUUUGUUUGGGCAGACAACUACUGCUGCCUUCUUCACCCGAUUCUACCCUUGACGCUGCAGCUCAUAUUAGAGUUGGGUCUUACUACGAACUUGAUCACUCCAAGAUUCCCAUUAAAACCCCAUACCAACUAAAGUUAGUUCGAGUUAUCAUGGUGAGCAAAAAGUCCAAGUGCAGCGUGUCAUUAAGGUUUCCAAGCAUGUAUUCUCUCCGGGCACACUUCAGGAAGAGCAACCGAAGAAAACUGGAGGCAAAGAUUUUACCCUUACUGGAUGAACAGUAUGCAAUGGGAUCGGAGCUAGCUGGAGAUGUUUUAUAUCGUAGGAUCCCACCACAUGAAAUUGCAGUGCAAAGGAAUCAAUGGGGCUUUUGGGUUGUGGAUUAUUCCGAGGAACAGAAAACAGGGAAGAGCCCAAGCCCAGCUAUCAUUACCAGCUAUGUUAACGUGGUCUGUAAGAAAGGCUUGUGCUGGUCUGAACUGAAGUCCACAGGGAUGGUCCAGUGGGGUCGGCGUAGGCAAGUUAGGUUUUUGGGUCACCACGUGGAGGAGACGCGGGAACGGAGUUUGUCAAGGAGUGUUAAAGGGCAAGAGGUAGAGAAGGGAAACAAAGACGAUGAAGAUGAUGAAGGUGAGGAAGAAGAGAAAGAAAAAACCGUGAGUGAUGACGAGAACACGGAGGCAGGCAGGAUGAGCUCUAAGAGGAAGCUCCAUGGACCAAGCUUCAGAACCCAGAUGCCAAAGAAAAUAAAGCAUGAAGAUCAACAAAUUACUCUUUACAAGCCAACAAAGAGAAAAGAAAUCAAGAACUCCAUUGAAAGAUGGUCUGUUCAGAGGUAUAAUUUAGCUGAGAAAAACAUGUUGAAGAUUAUGAAGGAGAAGGGAGCACUGUUUGGGAACCCAAUGCUCAGGCCAGCAUUGAGAGCAGAGGCUAGGAAGCUGAUUGGAGACACUGGUUUGUUGGAUCAUUUGCUGAAGCACAUGGCUGGGAAGGUCGCUCCUGGAGGUGAAGAAAGAUUCAUGAGGCGGCAUAAUGCCGAUGGGGCAAUGGAGUAUUGGUUGGAGAGUGCUGAUUUAAUGGAUAUCAGGAAGGAUGCUGGGGUGCAGGAUCCUUAUUGGACUCCGCCUCCUGGUUGGAAGCUUGGUGAUAACCCCACCCAGGAUCCUGUUUGUGCCAGAGAGCUCAAGGAACUUAGGGAAGAGAUAGCUAAACUGAAAAAGGGAAUGCUGGAGACCAAGAGUGAAGGAGAUAUUGCCCUAGUCACCACCCCAAAUUCUUCUGUUGCAAGCCAAAACUUGGUUCAUGAUACCGCUAUGUUACAUCCAUUGAAGGAUAAGUACGUGAACUUGAUGAAUAUGAAAUCUAAACUAGAGGAGCAGCUGGCGGAAAUUGCACAAUCUUUGUGUACAAUGGAGGUAUUCAUCAGGCAGUUUGGUUCCCAAGAGACGGGGAAGCUAAAAUCUAUAGUGGAAGAUCCACUACUAAUAAUGGGAUCAACGGCAUCACCAUUAGGCACUGAAAAAGAGGUAAAUGAAAUGGAGAAAAGUAACAAAACUGUACUGGUAAUAGCAGAUGAAGAAGAAAAAGAUAUUAACGCAGAAGGAAAGAACCAAGCAGUUCCGAGAAAAAGAAGAAACGCAGUGGCAACAACAGAGGACAAGGCAGCAAAAGUUGAAAGGCUAAAGAGUGGGUUCAGGAUAUGCAAACCACAGGGGACCUUCCUAUGGCCAAACAUGGCCUUGCCCCAUCAGGUUGUUGUCCCAAUCGAUGACCUACUUGUGAUCCCCCCUCCUCCCACUAUCGGCUCUUCCACUACCACAGCGCCCCGCCUCGUCCCUAGCCCUCAAGAACAUUGGCCUCAGCCAACUUCCACCAUCAAACCAUUGGCUGAGACGCGAAGUACUGCUGCUGUUAAUUUCUCAGCCACGACUGUCAGCAGACACCCUCCUCCUAUGCCUCCGGAGGACACCACCGCCCAAUAUGCAAAUAAUAGUAUCAUCUCCAACAAAACUAGUACGACUACCACCAAAACUACUCUCAUCAAUCUCAACGAAGUCCCUGGAAAUCCCCAUGACCUUGGAUUUUGUGGGUCUUACAAUCAAAGUCACACCUCACCGUGUCCUCUCACGUAUCAGAGAAGACAUCACAAUUUGACAACCUCUGCUUCCAUGCCACGAAUGAUACCUGCUAAGAAAGAGAACGAGAUGAGUCAAUGGGACGGAGGCAAUCGCCAGCACCAAAGGGGAUACUCCUCCUCACCCUCUUCUCAUCGCAUGUCAGUGGGAGCAGGAACUUGGUUGGCUCUGUCUACUCCUAGCUCUUCCAUGGACAAUAUACCUAGAAGACCAAAAUGUGGUGAAAAUUUUCUUUGGGUACAAGGUACUCUAGCUAGCCUCCUGUUAUGUCUAUUCCAACCCAUUUGUCCCAUAAGCUGCUCCACACCAAAGAAACUAAAUGCGCUUUUGAGAGAUAAGAGAAGAAUGGUUUGA